CUAGGGUUCCAUGCCUCACUUCUCCCCACAUCUCUCUCUUUCUCCCUUGUCUGAUUCUCAUUCCAUUUUUCCAUUUUUCCCUUUUUUACUUUUUCAUUUCUGGUUUCCAAACUCAAUUUUUGGUCCUCACAAGUUAUAAUUGGAAGUUUAUUUUUGAUCCAGGAACUUCAAUUGGAAGAAAAAUUGGGUUUCUGAUUCCAAUUUUUCAAAUUGGAUACAAUUCAAUUUUUUAGGGUUUUCUUAUUUUUUAGAAAUUGGAUUUUGAGAAACGGGUAUGGGAAAGGGAAAUUCAGGAUUUUAAAUUCUGGGUAUUGUAAUUGAAGAUAGAAAGUUUUCAAAUUUGGUGGAAAGUUUUGGAUUUGUUGAAUUUGAUUUUUUGCAACUGUGUCUGUGAGAUUUUUUUUUGGAUUGUUCUAUGUGAGAAUGCCAGCGACGGACUAUCAAGGUUCGUCUCCGUCGUCAUCGCUAACUCAGUUUGGCCGUUCAAUCUUCAGCACCAACCGUCGUGAUCAGGUUCACUCCAUGGAAGGUGGUUCAACCUUGGAGCAUGAGCUUGAGUCCUUUCAGCAACAUGUCACUGAUCGGUUCCUUGAUCUCUCUUCAGCUGGUCCUGACGAUUUGCUCUCGCUUUCUUGGGUUGGGAAGCUUCUUGAUCACUUCCUCUCUUGCCAGGAAGAGUUCAAGGCCAUUCUCAAUGCACACAAGGCACAGGCGUUGAGACCCCCCUUGGAUCGAAUGGUCGCUGACUAUUUCGAACGGAGUGUCAAGGCUUUGGAUGUUUGUAAUGCAAUUCGUGAUGGGAUUGAGCAGAUUCGUCAAUGGCAGAAGCUCUUAGAGAUUGUGCUCUUUGCAUUAGGGGGGAAUCAGAGAAGCAUUGGUGAGGGUCAAUUUCGUAGAGCGAAGAAGGCUCUCAUUGAUUUGGCAAUUGGGAUGCUUGAUGAUAAGGAUUCCAAUGCUUCUGUUUCGCAUCGAAACCGGUCUUUUGGCAAGAGUAGAGACAAUCAUCAGAGUCAAAAUCAUAACAAUAACAACCAUCACCAUCGAUCUUUGGGGCAUUUUCGGUCACUUUCAUGGAGUGUUUCUCGUACUUGGUCUGCUGCAAGACAGCUCCAAGCAAUUGGGAACAACACGUAUCCGCCUCGAGCGAGCGAUCUUGUUGCAUCUCAUGGCCUUGCUAUGCCUGUGUUCAUCAUGAAUUCGAUCCUGUUGUUUGUGAUGUGGGCUCUUGUGGCUGCAAUUCCAUGCCAGGACCGUGGAUUGCACGCGCAUUUCACCAUUCCGAGGAAUUACACAUGGGCUGUUCCAUUGCUCUCUCUUCAUGAGAGGAUCUUCGAGGAGUCGAAGAAGCGGGAGCGGAAGAAUGCUUGUGGUUUGCUCAAGGAGAUUUAUCAGAUUGAGAAAUGUGCUAGGGCCAUGAAUGAAUUGGCUGAUUCUGUGCAGUUCCCAUUGACAGAGGAGAGGGAAGGGGAAGUUAGGAAGAGAGUGCAGGAGGUUUCACAAGUUUGUGAUGCUUUGAAGGAUGGACUUGAUCCUCUGGAGCGCCAAGUGCGGGAGGUUUUCCAUAGAAUUGUUCGCAGCCGAACGGAAGGGCUUGACUCUCUUGGAAGGCCAAACAAUGCUGAGUAAAUUGGUGGAUGCUCAAAUGAAAAUAGAAGUUGAGAUAACAUUAUCAUCUAAUUUUUCUGCCAUGGUAAUAGAAGGCUAUGAAAAGAAGAUGCAAGAGAUUGAGAAUGGAGAUAACAAGAGGAAGAAAGGCUGAGAUUUGUGAUUUCAAUUGAAGAUUAAGCCAACAAUAAAGUGGUAAGGGGGAGGAUUCUUGCACUUAAGAACCAAGUCUAAUGUAUAGAAUUUAGGAUAUUUGAAGUGGAUUCUUGUGAUCUAUGCUGUUUGCAUUCCUCCCUCUUGUUUUUUGUCUUUGUGAUGUUGCUUUGUCUAAUCCAUUUUCUGUAUUACUUGCUGCAACCUCACUGGGGCUGAUUUUGUUCAUGAAUAUCUAGUAGAUAAAUUUUAUUUUUUUGGUCCA
Messenger RNA from Lotus japonicus, 2023 nucleotides. RefSeq names its product protein ROH1. Lineage: Eukaryota; Viridiplantae; Streptophyta; Magnoliopsida; Fabales; Fabaceae. The coding region runs from base 424 to 1626 and encodes 400 amino acids. The record is from RefSeq and is a predicted model, not a curated record. The transcript has a single exon.